GUUCGUUUUUCUUUCGCCACGUUCUCAGUUUGCGUUUGAUCGGCGUUCCAACUGGACACAGCUCAGUGAUAAACGGCUCACGUGACCAACAUACAUACGCACCAUUAUUUCUGAUCGACAUUCGCUACCAAAAUGUUUAACUUUACGCAUUUUGCCUUCGUUGCGUGGUGCCUGCUGAGUGUUGUUUUGGCGCGCACCCAUAAACGCAGCCAGUUGGCUGCUUCACAUUUGGCCGCCUAUUUGCCUGAUAGUAGUUUACGCAGCAGUCGUCCGACACCGGACGCUUACGAUGCCGAACGUAAUCUAUUCUUUCGCUAUGAGGAAUCCAAGGGGCUGGGCGCCGAAAUUGAGUUGAACGAACAAGAAUUGCUUGCCAAUAAGAUUAUUAUGGCAGCAAAGACCUACGAGUAUGAGGAGGGUCUCAUCACGCCGCACCUCUUCAAGCCAUCAAAACAUUUCUUCAGCGUUUUGGAAGACAUCACUAAGACGCCGCUAUUCGCUUACUUGCAUGCAAUGCCGAAGGGUGGCGUGUUGCAUGCGCACGAUACCGCCAUGUGUAGCACUGAUUUUGUAAUACAACUAACCUACCGAGAGAAUUUGUGGGCGUGUCAGCGUAGUGGUGCAUUGGAAGCGGUCGAUUUGCAUUUUGCCAAGAAAAAGCCAACACAUGUGGUGGAAGGUGAAAAUUGUGCGUGGACACUUUUGGCGGAAAUGCGUGAUAGGCAUGGCGCUGCAGCGGUGGAUGAAUAUUUGCGUGAACGCUUUACAUUAUAUCCGAAAGAGAAAUUCCUUGAUAACAAUGAGGCUUGGGAGGAGUUUAUGGAAAUCUUUACAUUGUUGGAUGGUUUGGUUACCUAUGCACCUGUGUGGGCGGACUACUAUUACAAUGCGUUGAAGGAGUACCGUGCCGAUGGCGUACAGUAUUUGGAGUUCCGUAGCACAUUGCCAAGGCUCUAUGACUUGGAAGAUAACGAGUACACCGAGCUGGACACUGUGCGCAUUUAUAAGGAAACCUUGGAAAAAUUCAUGCAAGAUUACCCAGACUUCAUCGGAUCGAAACUGAUCUAUGCGCCGAUACGUAAUACAAGCCCAACACAAGUUGAGGAGUAUAUACGUAUCUGCAUUGAAAUAAAGGUUAAAUACCCCGAUUUCAUUGCUGGUUUCGACUUGGUUGGCCAGGAAGAGCUUGGACGCCCACUUAAAGAUUUCAUACCGCAAUUAUUAAGCAUGCCUGCUGAUAUCGAUUUUUACUUUCAUGCCGGUGAGACGAAUUGGUAUGGUUCCGAUGUUGAUGAAAAUCUAAUCGAUGCAGUGCUGCUCGGUACAAAGCGUAUCGGUCAUGGCUUCGCGCUCACCAAACAUCCGCUCGUAUUGCAGGCGUUGAAGGAGCGCAACAUACCCGUCGAAAUCAAUCCCAUUUCCAAUCAGGUGUUACAACUCGUCAGCGACUAUCGCAAUCAUCCCUGUUCACACUUUUUCGCUAACAAUUACACAGUUGUGAUCUCAUCGGAUGAUCCAUCGUUUUGGCGCGCCACACCGCUCUCACACGAUUUCUAUAUUGCAUUCUUGGGCAUCGCUUCGGCGCAUGCCGAUAUGCGUUUGCUAAAGAAGUUGGCGAUCAAUUCGUUGGUCUACAGCGCAUUGAGUGAGGAGCAGAAGAAGGCGGCACUGCAGAAGUGGCAAGAAAAGUGGAAUGUGUUCAUUGAAAAUACUACAAAUGGUGGUGAAAAUGGUGCUGCCUAUCUGCGACUGCAGACGAAUCGGAUCGCCUGACUAGCACGGAUGGUGGCGGCGUUCAUAUUGUUGCCUGGUGUAUUCAUGCGUUUGAUGGGUAGGCGGUGAGAGUUGCUAUGCUGUGGGUAGUGUAGCAGGAGUAGUAGGUGAAGCGCAUGAGUAGCGGCAGCAAUAAUAGCGUCAGUCGGGCUUGAAAA
This is a messenger RNA of Rhagoletis pomonella (apple maggot), 1931 nucleotides long. RefSeq names its product adenosine deaminase 2-like. Gene Ontology annotation, biological process: inosine biosynthetic process; adenosine catabolic process. The coding region runs from base 133 to 1773 and encodes 546 amino acids. Gene Ontology annotation, molecular function: adenosine deaminase activity. The record is from RefSeq and is a predicted model, not a curated record. Lineage: Eukaryota; Metazoa; Arthropoda; Insecta; Diptera; Tephritidae. The transcript is spliced from 3 exons.